AUGAUGGCACAAUUAUCACCGAAAAGAGCUGACGGCAAAGGAGUACGUGUUUGGUGUGACGGAUGCUACGAUAUGGUGCACUUCGGUCACGCCAAUCAACUACGACAGGCCAAAGCGAUGGGCGAUCGCCUGAUAGUCGGCGUCCACUCAGACGCGGAGAUCACUCGACACAAGGGUCCGCCCGUUUUCAACGAAGAGGAGAGAUAUAAAAUGGUUUCGGCCAUCAAAUGGGUGGACGAAGUGGUCAGAGACGCCCCUUAUAUCACGACUCUGGAGACGUUAGACAAAUACGACUGCGAUUUCUGUGUCCACGGAGACGAUAUCACACUCGACGCCGACGGACACGACACCUACCGUUACGUGAAAGAGAACGGCCGGUAUAAGGAGUGUCAGCGCACGGCCGGUGUGUCCACAACCGAUUUGGUGGGACGGAUGCUGUUGUUGACGAAAGCACAUCACCGCCAAAGUCGCGGUCCCGUCGACGACUUGCCCGACAGAGAGCACACCGAAAACAUAAGUCGCGACUCAUCGACACACAGCCCGUGGACGGGUAUCUCGCAGUUCCUGCCGACCACUCAGAAGAUUAUACAGUUCGCGGAGGGAAAGGAGCCGAAGCCUAACGAUCGUAUCGUUUACGUCGCCGGAGCUUUCGAUCUGUUCCAUGUCGGACACAUAGACUUCUUGGAAAAGGCGAGCAAAGAAGGCGAUUAUCUAAUCGUCGGCCUUCACACCGACGUUGUGGUCAACAAAUAUCGGAGCUAUAAUUACCCGAUUAUGAAUCUACACGAACGAGUGCUUUCUGUACUCGCAUGCAAAUACGUGAAUGAAGUGGUGAUCGGCGCCCCGUAUAGCGUCAAAAGCGAUCUAAUGAACCACUUUAAAGUGGAUGUCGUAAUCCAUGGUCACACAGAUAUUCAUCCAGACGCUGAUGGCAGUGAUCCCUAUGCGGAACCGAAACGUUUGGGUAAAUUCAAAGCGAUUAAAAGCGGCAAUGAUUUGUCCACAUUUGAUAUUGUGGACAGAAUUAUAGCCAAUUCUAUGCAAUUCAGGCUCAGGAAUAAGAAUAAGGAGAAGAAAGAGAUUGAUUUAAUUAAGAAACUCCAACAACAAGAAAAUCCUACCAAAAAUGGUGUCCAAAUUGACUGAAAUGUUAAACAUGUUGUCACAAGUCAUAAGUCAGUUGUUUAGUGAUUGCCUUCAAAAUUUUUAAGGUUUUUUCGUUAAGG
This is a messenger RNA of Medioppia subpectinata, 1226 nucleotides long. Lineage: Eukaryota; Metazoa; Arthropoda; Arachnida; Sarcoptiformes; Oppiidae. The record is from the annotation of a GenBank genome assembly.